CAUGUAAAAGUGCGUGCGCGCGUGUGUGUGUGCGUAUAUACACAUACAACUUUUCAAAUUGUGUGAUCGAAAAUUCUGUUUUUAAAAUAAGUUUUGAAGAGAUAUGUAUAAAAAAUUUGGUUUUUAAACUUCACAUUCUUGAGAAUUUUAAACUUGGCGCAAUAUACAAUUGUGUCUCUUGAUUGGUUAUGUGAUCGAGACAAGAUGCAUGUAAAAGUUAACGAAAGACAUUUUAUGAAUGUGUAUGCAUAAAUAUAUGGCAUGCUCGUUAUGAAGCUUAGUUUUUCUGAUGCAAUAGCAGGCUUGUUCAUUGGUUUAAUAUAAAUAUGUACUUUCGAACGCAAGUAACAUAGUUUUAGAUUGACAAAUGUGCAUAUUAAUGCAUGAGAUCAUCAUCAAAUUAUCUGAAAAUCAAGUAUAAAAUGAUGCGUAGAAACAUAUGUCAAAUGGCCAGUUCGAUUCAUUCAAAUUCUCACGCAGAAGUACAUGAAGUUCCGAUGAAUGUGAUUAUCAGACCUUUCCCUGCCGUAGUGGAUGAGGAAAAAGUUCAAAGUUUAAUGAGUGCGUUAAAGAAUAUCGAAACUGAACACACGGUACCACCCAUUGAUAUAUUGUGGAUUAAAGGAACUGAAGGUGGUGACUAUUACUACUCUUUUGGUGGCUGUCAUCGUUAUAUUGCUCAUCAACGAUUAGGCAAAAUGUCUAUUAAAGCUAAAAUAAUUCAGUCAACUUUAACGGAUUUACGAUGUUAUUUGGGAAAGUCUACUCCAGACUUGAAAUGAUUUCAAGUGUGUUUGUAAUUGUAUAUGGAUUACAUACAUAUAUUAUGAAUAUA
Messenger RNA from Pogonomyrmex barbatus (red harvester ant), 835 nucleotides. RefSeq names its product sulfiredoxin-1. Gene Ontology annotation, cellular component: cytoplasm. Lineage: Eukaryota; Metazoa; Arthropoda; Insecta; Hymenoptera; Formicidae. Gene Ontology annotation, molecular function: sulfiredoxin activity. The record is from RefSeq and is a predicted model, not a curated record. Gene Ontology annotation, biological process: cellular response to oxidative stress.